This is a messenger RNA of Fusarium graminearum PH-1, 739 nucleotides long. RefSeq lists its product as uncharacterized. Gene Ontology annotation, molecular function: ATP binding; protein-folding chaperone binding; protein folding chaperone. The transcript has 3 exons. The coding region runs from base 118 to 432 and encodes 104 amino acids. Lineage: Eukaryota; Fungi; Ascomycota; Sordariomycetes; Hypocreales; Nectriaceae. The record is from RefSeq and is a predicted model, not a curated record. Gene Ontology annotation, cellular component: mitochondrial matrix.
GCCGAUUUGAACUCCGUUGAACGCCGAGUCCGAACUCUUCCCUCUUAUUUACUUCUCCAAUCACGAAUCUACGACUCUUCUUCUCCAUAUACAUAAUCGUCUUACAACUUAAUCACAAUGGCCACCUCCAUCAAGUCUAUCCGAGCUCUUGCUCCCCUCCUUGACCGUGUCCUCGUCCAGCGCAUCAAGGCUGAGACUAAGACCGCCAGCGGCAUCUUCCUGCCCGAGUCCAGCGUCGAGAAGCUCAACGAGGCCAAGGUCCUUGCAGUUGGCCCCGGUGCCCUCGACAAGAAGGGCAACCGUCUACCCAUGGGCGUCACCGUCGGUGACCGUGUCCUGAUCCCCCAAUUCGGUGGCUCUCCCGUCAAGGCCGGCGAGGAGGAGUUCCAGCUCUUCCGCGACAGCGAGAUCCUGGCCAAGAUCAACGAAUAAGAUACCCAUAUAUCAAAUCAAAUCAAACAAUAACCAGCCUGUAUCAUACUGUACCAUAUCGCAAGCGGCGAACGUGAGAGAUGAGACUCUACUGAAGUUGCUUGAGAAGGGGAAGAGAGCGGAGUUGAUUGUAAUGUAGGCGCAAAAAGACGACAGACCAAUUAUGCAAGAAGAUGUGCAUGCGAUUUGUAUGAGUGUGCGUAGGAAAAAGAAAAAUGGUGCUGAUGUGUUGGGUUGGUCGCGCAAGACAGAAUCAAAUCUCCACUCCUUACCCUUUCAAUAUCAUGAUUUACAUCGUUUUGCUGUG